AUGAAUUCCAUCCCGAUUGAUCUCGUUCUCGAAAUAUUCUCGAGAUUGCCUCCAAAUUCAAUAGCAAGGUGUUGUUGCGUGUCGAAGCAAUGGCGGUACAUGCUUCAGUCUCAAGAUUUCACCAAGCUUUUUCUGACCAGGUCUUCGGCACGUCCACGUCUCUUAUUCGUCAUGAUAGGUUUCAGAGACGGUAAACUAGGUGGUAUUGAUUGGAAGAAUAAUAAUGGCAACUAUGCAACUGAGAAUGGUGCCAUUGAGUUGUAUGUUCUAGAGGAUGUUGAGAAGCAGGAAUGGUCAAAAUAUGUCUACAUUUUGCCGGAGAAUGAAAUCGUUGAAUGGAAACGGGAACCUAUAUCUAUUGUUGGCGUGACUGCUAUGGGUGAAAUUGUGUUGUCGUCAUAUUCCUUUAGAUAUAAGCCGUUUUAUGUUUUCUACUUCAAUCCUGAAAAGAACACAUUCAAAAGUGUUGAAAUCCAAGGUUUUGGAGAAUACUAUGAAGAGGGUGGGUGGGACGCUUACAACAAUAAGUUUUUCGCCUUUGUGGACUAUGUAGAGGAUCUUACGUUUGAUGUUAAGAAGAUGUUAUAUGCUGCAACAUCAUCUAAAGCUCACUUGCGACAAGAUCGUCAUACAAGUGAGAGCAUUAACAAUUUUGAUGCUCUUUGUCUUAUAGAUGAUGAUAAUUGUAUCAAAAGCUAUUUUAAUUACUUUACUUACUUUGCAGGUAAACUAAAAGCUCUAUUUAAAUACAUAUGGUAUUCUCGAUCGAGAGAAGAACUCAUAUUGUAUGAGAACCGUGGCUGA
Microthlaspi erraticum is the source of this 804-nucleotide messenger RNA. The record is from the annotation of a GenBank genome assembly. NCBI's taxonomy places the organism in Eukaryota, Viridiplantae, Streptophyta, Magnoliopsida, Brassicales, Brassicaceae.